This is a messenger RNA of Funneliformis geosporum, 143 nucleotides long. NCBI's taxonomy places the organism in Eukaryota, Fungi, Glomeromycota, Glomeromycetes, Glomerales, Glomeraceae. The record is from the annotation of a GenBank genome assembly.
CUUAUCCGGCAACCAGAACACGAGCCAGAGCUGCUCAAGAAACUCCCUAUGACCGAAACGAGGAUGAUAUAGAAAAGAAAAAGGAUGAUGUUGAAUUAAUACAACAGUUAACAAAUCAACGAAAGGAUAAUAAAAUAUGCUGA